GCCUCAAAACUUGCAUCAUCGUCAUCAAAAUUAUGGCGUCCUUAACCUCCACCGUUUUGUCCAAGAUCCCAUCGUCCUCUCCAAAAAUUCUGGCCAUUACUCAACGGUUCCCACAGCCCAUAGCUCCCCAGCAAAUAAGACCAGUCUCUCUAAAAGGGGUCUUGUCCAAAGCGGCUAUAAAAGCGACGAGUCAAAGUGCAGCCACUGGUUCCCAAUCUCCAGGACUCUACUCGGCGCAGAAAUUUGAGCUCACUGCUCAAAACGUGGACUUGGUUCUCGAGGAUGUUCGUCCUUACUUGAUUGCUGAUGGUGGAAACGUCGACGUGGUGUCCGUCGAAGAUGGUGUUAUCUCUCUCAAACUCCAAGGAGCAUGUGGUAGCUGUCCUAGCUCAACCACCACCAUGAAAAUGGGGAUCGAAAGAGUACUUAAGGAGAAAUUUGGAGAUGCUAUUAAAGACAUCCGCCAAGUGUACGAUGAAGAACCAAGGGAAACAACUGCUCAGGCAGUCAAUAGCCAUCUCGAUAUAUUGAGACCAGCAAUUAAAAACUUUGGUGGAAGCGUGGAUGUACUGUCUGUUGACGGUGGGGAAUGCCAUGUAAAGUAUUCAGGACCCGAGUCUAUUGGGUCAGGAAUCAAAGCAGCAAUUAAAGAGAAGUUCCCAGAUAUCAAUGAUGUUGUGUUUGUCUAGGUCAGGCUUUAUAUACGAGUCUCAUUUAAGUGAAAAUACAAAUGUACAAAUUUGAGAUCAAUUUUUUGUAUUUGUACUGUGGCUCAGAUGCUUGUGUUUUCUCUCUUUUUUUCCCCUCAAUAUUUGUUUUGAUGUAUGUAUCAUUUAGCUGCGAAAAAGAGCAUUGUCAAUCCAUACCCUGUUGAGCUGGAA
This is a messenger RNA of Manihot esculenta (cassava), 881 nucleotides long. RefSeq names its product nifU-like protein 1, chloroplastic. The record is from RefSeq and is a predicted model, not a curated record. Gene Ontology annotation, molecular function: iron ion binding; iron-sulfur cluster binding. Gene Ontology annotation, cellular component: mitochondrion. Gene Ontology annotation, biological process: iron-sulfur cluster assembly. Lineage: Eukaryota; Viridiplantae; Streptophyta; Magnoliopsida; Malpighiales; Euphorbiaceae. The transcript has 3 exons. The coding region runs from base 33 to 689 and encodes 218 amino acids.